Messenger RNA from Manihot esculenta (cassava), 1198 nucleotides. RefSeq names its product hevamine-A. Lineage: Eukaryota; Viridiplantae; Streptophyta; Magnoliopsida; Malpighiales; Euphorbiaceae. The transcript has a single exon. Gene Ontology annotation, molecular function: chitinase activity. Gene Ontology annotation, biological process: carbohydrate metabolic process. Bases 99 to 995 code for a protein of 298 amino acids. Gene Ontology annotation, cellular component: extracellular region. The record is from RefSeq and is a predicted model, not a curated record.
UAAAAGGAAAUCCUUUUGAGCGUUGUAGUGCCAAAGCAGAAAAUCCUGAGAAGCAUAUACUAGCUAGUGCUUCAAAAUAUUUCUACUUCUCUGUAAGAAUGGCAUCAAGUUCAUCAAGCUUAGUACUAUUCUUCUUGUCAGUGAUUUUAACACUGCUUUUGGGUUCUGAUGCUGGUGGAAUAGCAAUCUAUUGGGGUCAGAAUGGAAAUGAAGGGACCUUGGCUGAGACUUGUGCCACAGGAAACUAUCAAUUUGUAAACUUAGCUUUCUUGCCCACUUUUGGCAACGGUCAGACUCCUAUGCUUAACCUCGCUGGCCAUUGUGAUCCAUACAGCAAUGGCUGUACAGGCUUAAGCUCUGACAUCAAAUCAUGUCAAGCCAAAGACAUCAAGGUGAUGCUUUCUAUUGGAGGAGGAGCUGGGAGUUAUUAUCUUGCAUCUACUGAGGAUGCUAGACAGGUUGCCACUUACCUUUGGAAUAACUUCUUGGGGGGUCAUUCGUCGUCUCGACCACUUGGACCAGCUGUUCUAGAUGGGAUUGAUUUUGACAUUGAAGGAGGAACAAACCAACACUGGGACGAUCUUGCAAGGUUCCUUUCAGCAUACGGCAAGAAAGGAAAAAAAGUAUACUUGACUGCAGCUCCCCAGUGCCCAUUUCCUGAUGCAUGGAUAGGGAAUGCCCUUAAGACACGUCUUUUUGACUAUGUUUGGGUCCAAUUCUACAACAACCCUCCCUGCCAAUACUCCCCUGGAAAUAUUACCAAUCUUGAAGAUGCAUGGAAGCAAUGGACUUCGGAUAUCCCAGCUAACAAGAUUUUCUUGGGAUUACCUGCUGCUCCUGAUGCAGCUGGUAGUGGUUUCAUCCCUGUAGCUUAUCUCACUUCAAAAGUCCUUCCACCAAUGAAGGGUUCUGCUAAGUAUGGAGGGGUUAUGCUGUGGUCCAAGUAUUACGACGAUCAAACCGGUUACAGCAAGGCCAUCAAAGGCUCUAUCUAAGCUUUACUGUUUGUAUGCAGAUGUAUCUCUAUGGAAGUCCUACGUAAAUAAGUCCAGAAUUGUGUGUAAUAUUUGUUUAUGAUCGAUCUUUCUUUGCUUUUCUAUUGUUACUCUCAAUGUAUUUAUAUUAUGUCUAAUAUAUUGUUUCAUCUUCUUUAUCUCAUUGUUGUUCUUGGGCAGAAUUCAUACCCAUUGUAAAUUCA